AAUGAGGACAGUCCAUGGCCACAACCUAGCUGUCGUUAUCCGUGUAUUCCCCGAAUUUUCCUCCUCCCACAAAUGUACCACCUUAGCUAUCCGUCAGUGGAAAAUCCACAAUCACGAAAAAAGUAAUCUUCCAGCGUCAGUCAAAAGGACCGUUUGGUGAUGACGUCCCUCGGGGUUUGGGCGCCGUCCAUCUGUCAGAGAUGAGUAGAGACCACCCACGGGUCGAAAUGGACCUGGCUUUUGGAUCAGCCAAGUCUUAUGGGUCCUCGAGAAGUAUUGUGAGGAGAAUAGCCUCGAGUCUUCCUUUCGAUCCCUGCCCCAGGGUUCAUUUUCAGCUUUAUCCGUACAACGAGGACGCCGGUGUCCUGAUCGGCGCAAGGAGGCAGAGCGGUUUGGUGGCCUCUCUGGCUGAUGUCGCCUGGCUCGACAGGAACGAGGAGGAAGACGAUGAAGGCUCCUUUGGCAGACACAGCAGGUCAGCGAUCCCAGCGGGACUCGUGUUUCGAGCUCGCCAGCCUCAUCCUCAGAGACCAGCCUUGGCGCGCCAAAGGUCACUGCCAAGCCUGCAUCAGGGGCCUCCGGACCCCGAGGGGCCAACGGCCACCAACGAUGAGGCCAUUCAGAAAAUCGGCGCGCUGGAGACAGAACUUGCCAAACUCCGAGCUCAGAUAGCACAAAUCGUUUUGGCUCAGGAAAGGACCACUCAACCAGCUGCUGCCACAGGGGCACAUCCACCUCCCCCUCCACCCUGUGGCACUCUGCCUCCCCCUCCCCCACCACCUCCGCCACCACCACUACCUCCACCCAUGGGUCUUCAGCGGGCAUUUUCUGCCAUUGACUUGAUAAAGGAGCGCAGAGGGAAGAAGGGAGACUGGCAGACACUUCUGGAUUCACAACCAGCUGUCCCCAGCAUGCUCGACGUCCUAAAAGACAUGAGCAAAGUCAAGUUGCGAUCCGUCAAAAGUCGGCCGGGGGACUGUGAAGCCAAAGGGAAGUGCAGCGAGCCCAUAGACGCCGCAUCCCUCAUCGCCGAGGCCCUGAAACGCAAGUUCGCCCACCGCCACCGACACGACAGCGAACAAGGAGACCAGGAGGACUUCAAACUUCCCGUUUCAGAAGGGAAACCUCGGACUGAAACCCCUUCGUUUGGGCAGCACAUGUUGAAGUCAACUGGAAAAAAGAAGCUGCUCUGAUCAGCUGAUUGGGAUCUCGAGGUCCAGAUGUGCCGCGGACACUUAAGCGUCUUAUCACCCUCUUAAUAUGAGCUGUUUCUUUCUGUGGAACGAAGGAAUCAGCCUGAAGUGGAUGGCGGGCUGCUCCAAGUACCCGCCCUCUCACAGGGUCGUAUCAGAGUCAUCUUCACCAUCUGUUUAUUGCACUUUUAUAAUGUUAGCUUUCUGUUUUACAAACUGAAUGUUUUCGUGUUGAAUAGUUUAAACCUCUGUCCUGAGGGACGCGGUCAGAAGCAACACUACCAAAUCGAUAAUCUUUAUAAGUGUUAUUGUUCAUCAUCUUUUUUGUUGAACUUGUUGCACAUUUGAUUCUUUUUGCAUUACCAUUUUAACGAGACUGUGAAAGCUGAAGAGUUCUUCCGCCACAGAAGAAAGUAAGCUUUCUUACUUGAAGAAUAUUGUGCUGUAUUGAUCGACUAAUUUAUGAUUGGGAUCCUAUUUAUGUUGCCAUUUAAGUAAAUAAUUAAGAUUUUUAACAGAGCUAAUUAUGUCUUAUGAUUGGUCAGUCGUUAUUAAUCCCUGGUGUCUUUUAGACGACUUUGUACUUUAUUUGUUGAGUCUGUGUGAGUUGUGUCUCAGUUGCCUGUCUUGUCAGGGCUUGUGUGUCUUAGUUGACAUCACUUAUCUCUUCAGUACGAUCUGUUUAAGAGCCAAAGACAUUCCAAUGAUGACCUGCGAGAUUCUGCCUUUCACUGCUACAUAUCUUUUCCCUUCCGUUAGUGAAGUUCAUGGUGAAAAUUCUUUCACAGACAUGACUCAGUUCAACAUAAUCAGUGAAGAAAUACUGUAUUAUGGUAACUUUCUAUAUUGAAAAGACAUUUUAGUGGUGAUUCUAAGGUACCCAUAGUUAUAAAUAUUACAACGGUAUAUAUUAUGUAUAAAUGUAUUUUCAUGCCUCAUGCUUUUGAAAGACACUAAACGGCCUUUGAUGUUUUUAGCUACUUGUUCAAAGUGACUGCACAGAAUCAGUUCUGUUCAUUAUGCCAGUGUAGUUGCUGCUAUAAGUCAACUCAAUUAUUGCAGUUUUAUUAGGGAACGUGGACUGCGUGGGUCAGUCGGACUUUGGAGAAAACUUGUUGAAUAAAAAUGUGUUCCAUCAUUUCCUGCUUUGGUGUAUAUGUGUCAAAUACCCUCUAAUGAAUAUCACUUACUUUAUUAAAUUGCUCCUAAAUGGUUUGCAUU
Messenger RNA from Pungitius pungitius (ninespine stickleback), 2414 nucleotides. It is a transcript of the gene mtfr1, whose product is annotated as mitochondrial fission regulator 1. The record is from RefSeq and is a predicted model, not a curated record. The transcript has 8 exons. Gene Ontology annotation, cellular component: mitochondrion. Bases 201 to 1193 code for a protein of 330 amino acids. Gene Ontology annotation, biological process: aerobic respiration; mitochondrial fission. NCBI's taxonomy places the organism in Eukaryota, Metazoa, Chordata, Actinopteri, Perciformes, Gasterosteidae.